GGAUGUAGAUGGAGGGGAUACCUUGCGCUCUGUACUGGGUAAUACUUCUCCAUUAAUUUAAAUUUCUGCAUUUUUGUGGCAUAGAUCUUAUGGGAAUCUGUCUAUCUUCCCAAGUAAGUGAUUCUACUGUUAAGUUAGUAAUGGAGGAUGGGAGGUUGAAGGAGUUUGCUGACCCUGUAAAGGUAGAAGAAAUAUUGAGAGAAAGGCAAGGCUUCUUUGUCUGUCAUUCUGAUUCCAUGGCUUUUGAUCAGUAUUUGACUCCUCUCAAUGCACAAGACGUACUGCAACUUGAUGAACUGUAUUUUGUCCUCCCUGAAAUAAAAUUAAAAUACCCAUUACCUGCUUCAGAGAUGGCCGCCAUGGCCAUAAAAGCCCUUUCUGCACUGGAACGAAGCUCGUACAAGAGCCAAAGUCGGUUUAGAGUCAUGCCUUUGGAGAAAAAUGUUAUGGAUACCCACCAAAACCAUAGAUUUCUGUCAACAGACAGAAUGGAAGAGUUCUGCGUUGUGGGGUAUGAUUCGACAUCUGUUAAGAAAUAUAAGCGCUCAGCGUCGAAAGGAAGUAUGGCUUCACGAAAGGCAUGGAAGACGAGACUCACCACAGUUCCCGAGGGAUUCGUAUAUUGAAUGUUUAAGAAAAAAAUUAAAAUUAAAUUUUGAAUUUUCUCAAAUUAUACUAUUCAUGCCACUCUUGUCUAUGUAGUAUUAGAUUGAUCAUAUUUAUUAAUUAAUUGAAAAUAAAAAAUUGUUACUUUUUUAUUAAUUAAUACAUGUCUACAUCAUACUUUAUUUUUUUCCCCUUUUUUAAGAUGUGAAGAUAAAGACAACAAGAUCCCUAUAAUGCACAAUGAUCUAGCAUUCUUGACAAAGGAAUUUGAUAAUGCAAGUUUGUUUUUGUUGACAUGACAUCAAUACAUUGAAGGUUCCAAUUA
Messenger RNA from Cryptomeria japonica (Japanese cedar), 931 nucleotides. RefSeq lists its product as uncharacterized. The record is from RefSeq and is a predicted model, not a curated record. NCBI's taxonomy places the organism in Eukaryota, Viridiplantae, Streptophyta, Pinopsida, Cupressales, Cupressaceae. The transcript has a single exon. Bases 90 to 626 code for a protein of 178 amino acids.